Messenger RNA from Porites lobata, 15296 nucleotides. The record is from the annotation of a GenBank genome assembly. Lineage: Eukaryota; Metazoa; Cnidaria; Anthozoa; Scleractinia; Poritidae.
AUGAAUAAUAAAGUACUUUUGAUUUUGAUUGCCACAUUUCAGGUAAUUGUAAAACAGUCUUGUAUGCCUUUCUUGAUGUAAUAGUUUUCAUAUCAACUUGCUGUAUUCAGACUUCCUGUAUCAGAGGCUUGGAGGACACGUGUGAUGCAAAAAGUGGAAAAGACUGUCAAAUGUCAGAAUCAACGGAGUCCUCGGAAAACGACGACAGCAUGGGACAAUGUGAGUUCUUGACAAUCUGUACGCAUUAAGGUUCAUUGUUUUGCAUGUUCGUUGCCAGAGAAAAUCCCUUUAUUCCUUUUUACUAUAGAUUAUAAAACAGUUAAGCUUAAUCUUUAUCAAACUACAGCAUGCAUCUAGAUAAAAUGAGAUACUGUACGUCAUUGUACAUUGCAAAAUAACUGUUGCCUCAUGGAUGGAUCAGUACUGCAUGAGUAUUGGUGUUUACACAAACAACCUCCCCAGCGUGCAAAGAAAUUAAAUUAGUGUCCGAUAUAGCCCGGGGCUAGUGGAUUUUGUUAUCGGGCUAGUGAAUUCUGUUUUUAACUUGCCUGAGGGGAAAGUGAUAUCUUUUGAAGAAUUCGAAUAACAGAAGAACUGUGAAAUCCAUUUUGCUAGUCAAAAAGUUUUGGGGCUAGUUGAAAUGACGUCUGAUCUAGUAAAUGCUAGCUUCAUCUUGCUUGAAUGGCAAGCUGUAAAAAUGAUUUUCUUUGCACCCUGCUCCCCUCAGAGAUCAAAACCUGCCUGCCUGAAGAGGGCUAGCGCGAAGGCCCAAUAAUCAGUCCUCCACUUUCGGAUGUACACCAAUGGCACAAAAAAACAAGUUUUUGGUGGUGUGCCAUCUUUCUGCUGAAAGAAGUCAAAUGCUAUAACUCCCACUUCCUAUAUAAUCCAGGUAAAACCUGUACACCACUGCCUCUGGAUUGCCAGGAAGAGUUCAGUUCUCACUUCUUGCUCUAAUCUGGAAAGUGAGAGUCAAGAAUUAAGUGGCCUGGUGUAUUUUGUAUGAGUAGUGCAAGUUGUAAAACAAUGUUAAACAUUUGUGUAUUUAUUCAUUCAAGUAGUGAAAGUGUGAUUCAUGUGGGUGAAAUAAGAUGAGGCAACGCUCGAAAAAACUUAAAUUUCAGCACCUCCUUGGGGCAAGCAUCUCUUAUGUUUUGCUUGCCUGGUGCAACUACUUGCUUGUUUUAGCUAAUAAUUUAGUUGGAGGAUGACUUGCCAGCAGCCUUGCCCAUCUGACAACUGAGCUAACAGUUACUUGCCUUGCAAGAAAAACUGCUUGCCCCUUCCCAACAAAGUUGCUUACCAUUAGGGAUAACAAGCAUUUGAGUGGUUCUAGUUAGUUAGAGGACCUUAUCAAAUGCUGUGCAUAUACAACUCCUAUAAAUUGUGCAUCUAGAAGAUAAUAUUGUGACCAUCACCAGUUUUUCCCUGUGUAGGUGCUGGAGAAGGGGAGAGUAAAAGGAUGCACCAUAACGCUUUCAAAAUGAGUUGUUUAAUUAGGGGGUGUUUACAUGACACCGGGGCGACUUUCGUCCCAAGCAAGUUCACUCCAGUUCCCUCUCAUGGCUCUAUUGUUUACAUGAUACCACCACGAAAUGUUAUGCCAGCACAAAUCACUCCGGCGUGAGUUCCGGUUCUUGUACCAGGGCAAGAAUUUCAGUCCGGUACGAAAUCUCGCAACGGUAUCAUGUAAACGCGAAACGACCACCCAUUUCGGUGUGAAAUCGGUCUGCUGGCAGACUGGAACAGGUAGCACAUGCGUAAUGUUUGCGAUUUUGAACCACAUGUGUAUUUUAUCAGCAUGAAAUGUACCGUACCUUUAAAUAACAAGAUAUGAAAUGACCCAGUCAUCAUGUAAAUGCGAUACGAAAUCAAAAAGUCAUCCCAGUAUGAAACUUGUGUGGGCACGAGUUUUCUCAUGUAAACACCCCCUUAGCUAACAAAAUGCUAGAUAAAUGAUCCAAACAAUGUCCCAAAAACAAGAGCCUGCACCACAGAUGGAACUAAACUUCUGGUUAAACCUGUUUAGUAUAUAUUCCAGAACAGUCACUGGUAGUGUUUUUUAGGCACUUUUAUUGGCUGCUUAAACUCUGGAUAUUCAGUGCUAUUCAUUGAUUCACCUCCAGCUUGCGUAAGUUACGAGCAAAAUGGCUUCCCGUUUAGCUGCUGUAACGAACUAAGAAAUUAAAUUUCACAAAUAAUCAAACAAGUUGUUCCCAAAAUACAUGAAGAAGGUGACGGAAUUUGGUUUGAUGUUUUAACAGGUAAAGCUUUGUCCGCUUGACUUGAAUUUAUUGAUGAAACUGGUGAAAAAGUUUUUUGUUUACAAAUGCAAAUAAGGUCUUGCAUUACUUUAUUUAACUGACAUGUUCAUAAAUAAGCUUAAAACUAGAUUUAAUAGUCUUUUUUUUACAGAAUGGUUUCAAAUGCAAAAAGAAGUCAUAACUCUUUUUGAAGAAAUUUCCCUGCAAGAACUAAAGAAAUGCCUUCAAAAGUUUUAUUUGUCAGCAAGGAAACAUGACGGCCGCUCAGUCAUUGCGUGCCAAAUUUUUCAAAGUGUUGGCAACAGUAAAUGAGUUAAAAAUCAUCAUUUUUGUGCUCAAUUAUGUCACUGUUUUAUCAUAUACUAAAACACUUCACCAAAAUGGAUGGAUCAAUAUUUACCUCACCGCUUUGCAGCUUGGUAAAUAGGCACACCACUAGCCACCUCCACUUUGAUGAAUAAUAGGCGGAUUUAGCAACAGAAUGGGAACGUCAUUUGACGACGGGAAAAUGCCCAGUUAGGACUAAACUCGACUUCCGGUGCCCAAUUUGCCGCUGUACCAUUUGUCAAGCCAGUCGUUUGAUUUCCACGUGCUGUCAUCAACUGAUGUUCCCGUUCUGUUGCUAAAUCAGCCUAAUAAUCUAUGAAAGAGACUUGGCAAUAUCCUUGUUCUGGGGCCCCACCAGCGUACAAGGUUUUUAUUACACACCAUGAUUGGCCUGUUUAAAAGCCAUUGUCAAUUUACCAACAGGUUGAAUGGAAAUUCGGAGUGCAUUUCCCGUAAUUCAUUGAAUCCGUUGUGGGCCUAGAACAAAGAUGUUGGCACUGCUUUGCAGACAUUACUAACUAGGCUUAGAUUAUCUAUGCAACACAGGUUAAAAAACAAAAGCAUGAGCGUUUUCAAAGUCCAAAGAAAAUACAGGUUUCUAAGAGGUUUUCAAAGUCUAAAGAAAAUACAGAAUUCUAAGACCCCUGUUGGUCCGGGAGUAAAACAUUUCCUUUUUCAAAGAUCUACUCUCAACCAUCCACCUUCCGCUGGUAACUUAUCAGUACUAACUCACCAUCUUUUCAAACCCUCAGAAGUUUGUUUGUUGUUGUUACAAAUAAUGAUGGACAUCCAUCACCACUCUUCAGUGAAAUUUUAACAAUUAUGUGGAGUUUAUGUUUUGUAAUGUUUCCCUCUAUAGAUAUUUGUUCAAGCAAGAAGGAAACUUCUUUUCCAGAAACAUUAGAGGGGUUUGGGUAUCAGUUCAAUGCAGGUUGGUAAAUAUCGAGUUAUUUGCAGGGCUGUCACUAAAGGCUGGGAACCAGCAAUUCCCCCUACCCCCGGCUACUAUGAGCUUGAUUCCUUGACACUUUCUAGAAAACCAAAGGAUAAUGAAACAAGAAGAACUUCCUAGCUGUUUAUUUCCCUGUCCACUAACUGCAUACAUUUACAUGCAACAACUUGAAAUCUUAGUGUCAGUCCCGAGUUUCUGUUUCCAGACGAUAAUUGUCCUAGACCACAGGGUCAAACUCCCUGUGCCAUUCACAAUUCCAUCUGUGUUUGUGUUUGCAGAAGAAAAUAGUUAUUUUAUGAGUCAAGGAACAAGUGCAAAUUUUGUACUUUUUUCACAGAAGGACAGAUGCGGAACCUAGAAACUGGUGAGCCAUUCAAAUUUGAAGUCAAAGAAGGUGACAGAGCCUAUAAUCAAAAACAUUAUGAAGCACUUGGAGAGGUAGGAUCUUGGAUAGUUCAGAUGAAUUAAACAUCAUUCAUUGGCAUCUUCACUGAUGAUUUAUUCUUUAGAGGCUUUACAGGAUAAGGUUAAGUCAUAGUUCUGGGGUUUUGAUAAAUUUUAAGUUCAUGUAGGUUUUAGGUAGGUAGGAGCAAAGGAGGUAGCAUUUAAGACCAUUCUUGACAAGUAAGCAUAUAGUUGAAGAUAAGGGCAAAGUAGCAGAUGUUUCACAACAGAAACAGACUCCACUCUCAGAAUGCUGGAAACUUCAUUUCCAAGACUGUCCAGCACUUUCAUGAACAAAUCUACAAGUACUCUCAAACCCCUGUAGCUUAGGACCCAAUGAAACAUUUCGGUCAAAUGUUUUUACCUGUUAUAUCAGGGCUCAAAGUUUAAAUUUGAGUUUGGGAGCACUUGUGCUAUCAGGUGUAAAUUUUUAGGCGUACUGCUGAAAUUUCAGGUGCACAGCUGAAAAUUUUAGGAGCACAGCUUAUAAUUUUGGGAGCAUCUAUUUCAAAAGAAAAAGUAAAAAGCUUAACAUUGCCACGCUUAUUUGUCAUCUUCAGUUUGUUACUUUUACUUCAGUCCUGUGAUUGAUAAAACACAGCCGAUUUGCUACGCAGUAAUACCAUUGUGAGUUUUAAUACUAAUUUCUCUUUUUGACAGUACAGUUGUGACUAAAGAAACCUUACACUUGAAAAACAAUUCAAAACUGACAAGAAUGAGUGUCUCAAACGAGAAUGAAAAUUAAUCUUUAAUGAAUUUGUUAAAUGCGCAAUGACUUACUUGUAACUGGAAUACGACUUAAAAAACUUUCUUACCUGGAAAAAAAGGCUCUUAAUCCGCACUGUUUUUGUUUUGAUUGACGUUAAAACUGAACGUUCGACAUGAUCAUCCAUUGCGCAAAAAGUACGUGUUUCGUUCGUAGCAUAUAUUUGCAUGUGUCCGCGGUGUUUAUUACAAAACAGAAGAGUCUGGGAUGGAGUAAAACAUCGAAACGAAAAAGAACAUUCGAGUUUGUAGAAUCCAUUGGGAGAAAAGACCAAUUAAACAUACACCGUCUUUCUAGUCGAAAGUAGGUCAGUCGCACUGUGCUUUGGGUUUUACAGUGCAUAGGUGCAAUUACACAUGAAUUUUUAGGCGCACAACCAAAAAUCCAGUCGCAUAUGCGGCCAGUCAGUCGCUAACUUUGAGCCCUGGAUAUAAGAAGGCCUUAGUCAUCCUAGAAAUUUGCCAUAUAUUGAAAUGUUGUAGGUACUUCAAACCCCCCACCUCCCCCCCUCUUAUGUACAUAUUUAUUGUGUGUAUAAUGUAUUUCAGCUGACUGACUGAUCACUUUGUUGAUGUGAUGUUCCUUGACCUGUGUUUUGUAGGUGAUUACUGAGUAUGUUUACAAAUUACUGGAGGAAGAGGUCAAGCUAAAGAAGCAUUUUGUUCCUGUAAGUGAAAUGAGAGUGCCUUAUAAGAUAAUACAUGCAGCUGUGUUGGAUCUGUGGCUCAGUAGGCUCUUAUUAUAGCCAAUCAUGGGGGCAUGAAGUACACAGCGCAGAAAGCUGAACCAAGGUCAAAACAGAAAACGAUGGGGUAGGGGGUGAGGGGAAAGGGCAGUGAGAAGAAUCACUUGCAUUCAACCCCUUGAGAGUUUUGAAACUAUGUCCAAAAAGUAGACAUAGCAAACGGCAUUCCUGAUUGGCCAACAGAAUGUCAACCUGUCAGCGGUUGUCAGAUUCCCAGUGGAUACAAACUUUAAAGGAGUACUGUCGGUUGUAAUGCAGCUUGCUGCAUCUAACCUGAUUUGUGUUCGCUUAAAGAAAAAUAUUCAUCAUCAGUAUUUGACGCAUCAAGUAGAAGUUCUGCAGCCAUCAGUCGCUUUGUGUGAACUUUUGCUUUUGUCCUAUGAUGUGUCAGUAGUCAACAUUUGUUUCUUCAAAUGAGACUUUUGUUUAAUAUUCAAUAUUUUUAUCUGAUAGUGAAACAGUUCAACAAUCCAAUUCUGACAAACAAAAUUAUUUCCUAAAUGCUGAUGAAAAAUUAAAUGGUCAUAAACAACAAACCUAUGGCCUGACAGUUUUUGGCUGGUGUUAGACCUCAAAACAUGUCAAAUCACGUGUAAGCCAAACACCUCCUUUCAAAAGACUGGAAUGGGCAUUUCAAAAAUCUCACGGGGUUGAUUGCAGGCAGUUUUUCUCACUGCCUUCUCCCCUCACCCCCUCCCCCAUUGUUUUCUUUUUCUCCCUCAGCUCAGCUUUAACGCGGCUGAAUCUCUUACCCUACAAACCAGAAAAGAAAAAACAUGCCAAAAAAUCUGCCAGCUACACAGGCUAACCUAGGAAGGUUCCCUGUGACAAAGGGUCAGUGCUUUUAAAAGGGGCUGUCAUGGUUAUUUAGUUCAAUUUGUUAAUAAUGCCAAUUAUAUUGCCUGUCUUUAUUCCCUAUGGAACUUAAGAAAUUUCUUGUAAAUUUCAAAAUCACAGCUUUCAUGUCAAACAUAUAACAUUAUCUCUCCCAAUCAGUAUAUCAAAUGUUACCAAAACCACAAAAAUGAACCGUGAAAAACUAUAUAUUAGGCUGACAAGUUUUCACAAAAUCACAACUACAAUCCAUUUCAAUCUUGUUCAAGUUUGUCCAUCCUCUUCUAUUUGCUGUGUUAUUGGUACCUUCUUUUCACGCUCUGAGCAGAUGUUAUUGUUAUGUUUCAGUCAGUUUAGGCAGCUCCAGCUAUUAGAAUUUAGAAAAAUUUUGUGAUAGAGCUCCUUUAAAAUGCCUGCCCAGCUUCCCAACCUUUUUUAUGGCAGAGGAAAAAAAAUUUUGACUUCAGCAACUCACUAGGGGAUUCUAAAAAGUUAUUUUGUCUUUUAUUUCCCCACUGACCCAGCACCCCAGCCAGUUUCUUUCUCAACUAACCCCUUCAAUCAUUCACUUAUUCAUAUAAGCACAGCUUUCGGUUAUUUUUUCGUAUUACUGCUUUUUCGAUUUUUUUAAUUUUUCUUUUCUAUGGCUCACACUGUGCCCUAACCCACAUAAACCUGUCUGCAUACUGAAUUUUGCACCUUUUGUGUGUGCAUGUUGCACUGUACCUCCAUGUAUUGCCCCUGUAGUUAUCCUUUUGAAAUCAUAAAGUCUGUCUUAAUUGUUCUGAACAAUUUAGUUCAUUUUCUUCAGGUUGAUGCAGAGGAAAAUGAAGACAAGAGUUUCUUCUUCAUGAGUGAUGAUGCUUUGACAUGUGACAAGUUGAUGAUUCUUAUUCACGGGAGCGGCGUUGUGAGGGCAGGACAGUGGGCCAGAAGGUUUUUACCAUGAUAUUAUGCAUGCUUAUUUCCUUCAGCUGCUUUGUACAGUGGAACCUUGAUGAAACGAAGGCCCAAGGGACUUGUCAAAUUUGUUUGCUACACAGAGGUUUUUGUUGUAUCAAGGUCUUUCAUAUAUGAUUAUUUUACUAUUACUGGGGUAAGAAAAUCGUAGGUUAUACUUGGGACUUCGUUAUGUAGAGGUUUGUUAUGUUGAGGUUCCACUGUAGUGCCGCCCUUACAGCCAAACAUGCAUUAGGCGGUCACCCUCAGGGAGUGGCCCACUGUCCGCUUGAUACAGGUCGACAGUUUAGUACAGGGUUGGUAAACCUAUGAGUUGAUCAAGAAAAUAAAGCAUAACACAACUCACUGCCCCUGGCUAUUAUUUGAGGAAAUAUGGUAUAAAUUUGUCAUAUGAUGACAACCCCAUUGCUAUAGUUAAAAUGUUAAGUAAGGUAUAUGAUAAACUAUAAUUAAUUUAAAGCUACUGUAGUGGCACAGGAUUCAAAAUUGUUCAACAUUUUGGAAGCUCAACAAAUGACGAGCAAUGUGGUUAUAAGCAUGUUGAAUCAACGGAUAUUUACCCUAAAAAGGUCACCUAGAAUUUACCCCAAAAAGGAGCCUUUUUCUGGCUGAAAGAACAAAGCGGAAAAUUCAGCUAGGUUUUACUAAAAGUUUGAUUUUCAUUGUUCAAAAAGUUGCAAAAACGUUUUUAAAAGUUUGAUUUUCAUUUUCUUAAUUCUUAAUGGUAAUGUUUCUCUGUUCUGUCAAUAACAUUAUCAACACAAUAUUGAAUGGCCUUAAACUUUCAAGAUAUAACAAGUAACUGUUCAACAUUUUGUUGAAUAAGAGUUGCAACUCCUGUUGAAUAACCAAUUUUGAACUGCAGUUAUAAUUAUUGUUGUAACUUGUUAUUAUAAAUAAUUAUUAUUAACCAGGGUGUUCAAUACUUUUUCUGUGUAGGUUAAUUAUCAACGACGAUUUGAGUUGUGGAACAAUGUUGCCAUACAUCAAGAGAGCUAGUGAGGUCAGGCUAAAUCUUUGAACUAUUAAUCCUUUAUAUACUGUUGAAACUCCUAUAAGUUUGAACUGAGAAACACUGAAGCUUUCUACUGUGGCUAAUAAAAAGGACACGGUUUAGCAGUCUUCAUCAUCUUUAUCACUCUUUAAUGAUAAUAUUUCCAAAAUAUUUGAUGCUGCUGUUUUGUUCUGUUGAGGGAAUUAAGUCAUUAUUAGAGACCUUAAGAUUGAAGUUUUCGGCUUUUCUCCAUGAAGUGCAAAUGUCAAGAAGUCAUGUGACCAGAGCAUUGCCGUCAGGUUUGCGGUUUGAGGUUCAUGUUUGUACAGCUUGACCAUUAGGUAAGUAAUUUACCGCAUGGUAAUCUCAAAUUUGAGAUGAAAUACGACUUUUACAACUCUUCUGCUUAUUGAUUAUCAAAUUUUAUUUUAAAAAAAUGUAAUUUUGAAGACAAUUCCUCAGCUAAAAUAGAACAAAGUGGAUUCAUGAAUGAAAACAAACAUGGCAGCCACGAGCAACCACCCGCAAAUUUUAAGUCCCAAAUAUGGGCAGACGGGUAACGUGAAACUGUUAACCGCAAACCAUAGUUUGUUGUUUGCAGUAAAAUGACCCAACCUUGAUCUUAAGGUCUCUAUUAUUUCUGAGAGGGACAGGCAAAAUUACCAUGUUGAUAUCUCCCACAAUCCUUUCUGCCUAUUGAAAUGCAAAUGUCAUAGGCAGUUAAGUGCAGUUAAAGGGACUGGUUCACAAUAAUGCGCAUGUGUGAGUUCUGACAGUAGCUUAUUGUUUUUAAACCAAUCAGAAGCGAGUUAGAUGCACGCAAGUAAAUUUACAAAAUUCAAAUUAAUUGUUCGGGACGCGAGAGUAUUUCCGGGCAUUUGGUUUGAUUUUAUAUAUCCCAAAAAUUCAAGUUACUUUAUUCUUUGUUACUCCUCAGAUAUAUGUUGCAGCCGAUAAGAAUAGGAUUUACAGCCCUGUCCUGCUUUGUUUCAAACUUUUUACCAACGUAUAUUUUUACAAGGUCAUACCCACGCUAACAAAGCAGUCACCGAUCGGUGAACAAAAUUUGUAAACAAACAUUUUAUUACUGUUCUCUCAGUUCGCCUCAUAUAAACCCAGAUAUACCUACAAAUAGCGCCUGACCGGUGACAAAAACAUACAACGUAUGAGCAUAAAGAUUAUCCUUAAUUGAGAAUAAAUUUCAAUUGUUUAUCAGCAAAUGAACAAAUUCAUUCGCGUUGCAUCGAGGGAGUGUUCUGGAAAACAAAUGUAAUCGGGUAGAACACAUAAAGAAACCAGAUUAUAAUCAGAAUAUUCAGGCAAUAAUUUAUUUUAAAACAUCAAUUCUUAAACAUAUACGAUCGUAAAGCAAAGAUACAAGGAACAUUUCAAGUGUACCAGAUCAAUGAAGAUCGCAUGGCCUGUUGCGGUAUUUACAGGAAGGCGGGAGUCAAAAAUCAAUUCAAAGUUGAACGAACUCAUGCCUUUAACCACUUUCCAAGUGUCGUGUAUUCUUUUCGUAAGCCACACACUGCUCCUAGAACCAUACCAGAUCGAUCGGCUAAGCUUCUCUAUCUCCAAAGACUCUUGAGAACGUCCUGUUGCCGGACGGCCACAAUGCUUUUCUGAACCUCCAUGAUUAAAACAUUAUUUUUUGCCUCUUCUUAAAACAUAACCAGUCAAACAACACAACCACACGUUAAUCACCACUACCAAAGUAUACUAGGCCAGCCAAAGCGACCGAUGUCGGAAUAAAGUGAAGGAUUUUCAAUGAUUGUCCCAGUAAUGGCGAUUUGCGAAUUUAGUGUUGACCCGACAAAUUUAUUCUGAAGAGACAAAUGGCACGCAUGCGCAUAAGCGUGAUAGCGUCCCUUUAAUCAGUUAGUCUCCCUUGGGAACUACUGUUGAAGUAGGUUUGAACAGCCUUGGUGGCGACAAGGGGAAGUACCUAUCACAAGGAAAUAGAAUUUCAAAGGGUUUUUUGUCUCUCCUUGUGCCCCUAAGAAAUUACAGACCAUGUUGAAAAAAAUCAUAUAGAAAAUAAUAAUAUCACUAUAACUCUCUGAGCGAAGUGGUAGCAUUAAAAUAAUAGAGAUAAAUACAAUAAAAAAUAAAGUUGAUUUGACUUACAGAAAAGGUUACGACAACUGGUUUAAUCUAAUCUAAUCAUUAUUGUAUUAAUAGAUAAUUUUUUCUUCUUAAACCUUACCUCCAAGGAGGGAUAUGGAGUGCUUAUCACAAAUGGAAAUGAAAAUUAUGUGCGGAAAAACAAGAAAAGAACAACCAUUAGAGUAAGUGCAAAUGAAUGAAUAAAUAAAUUAUUAUCAUCAUCAUCAUCAUCAUUGUUAUUGUUAUUAUUAUUAAUUAUCAUUAUCAUAACAUGUCAGUAGUGUUAUGUUAUAUGUAACAUGAAAACAGUAGAUACCCCUGCAGUUUUGCCAUUAAAAUAAUUUAAUAAUAAUUAAACGUCGCUGCUGCUUUCAAUUUUAUUAUUGAUUACUCUUAAAACAUGUUGAACAGAUCAAGUUCUAUUGUGUGUGUGUUUUUUAUGGUUGAUAUUGUGUAAAAGUAAAAGUGACCUCAUGAGUGAUUCUAAAAGAUAAAUUUACCAUAAAAAGGAGUGCAGUGACUCUUAAUAAAAUACCGCUUUUGAGAUCCUGCAUUUGACUGCAUUUCCUUACCUAACAAAAAGCAAAUAAUUCUUAUUUUUGUUAUUCCAUUUGUUUUUUAAGGGCAGUGAAUCUCCUGAAAGCCACUUUGUCUAUGUUUGUGAGCACUUUAUUUCAAAAGCAGCAGCCCAAAAAAUAGUUGUCGUGGCUCAUAGUUAUGGAGGAGUUGUCAUCGUUGAAGGAGUAAGUGAAUGGUAACUUUAAAUUUUCUUUCAUAUGGUAACAGUUUUAAAGUUUCAUCUUAUCAGCUUGCCAAAGUUUAUUUGAUGUGGGAGCAAUGACUGAUUAAAAUAAGGGUCUGUUAUUUUUUCCGUGACAGUAUUUAUAGCACUAACGCUGGUGGGGCCACCCAAGUUCCUGAAACAAAUAAUUUAACCCAUUAGCCCCUGAACCACCCGUAACUGUCCGUGCGGAUCCACGUCCUUUCUACCCCUUGUGACGUCAUCAGUUUUAACGGUCAAGGACAACUUUGUCCGAUAAUUGGGUAGAGUGAAGAGAUCUUUCAAACCAUACCAGAAUGAGCACAAUUCAGUCAGGGACACCGCAGAAAAAGGCAAAAAAUCAUGUUACAUUGACCUGAAAAUCUCCAUGAAAAUCUUGUUCCAUUGCCAACCUACCUUUCCUUUCACCUAAUCCUAAGAUCCUAAAAGCUUUCCUAAAAACUCUUCCCACCGAAAUGAAGCCUACUAAAUGCCCAGCGAGAGAAAAAAAAAUGAGGCAAGAAAAGCGAAAAAAGAGGGGAGGAGAGAAAGCGAAAAGUAAAAGUCAAGACUGCUGUGUCACUUUUAGACCCAAAAACUGUCUUGAAAUUUUGCUAAUCUGUGCAUGCCCGAACUUCGCAAGCUGAUAUUUUGCAUCUGGAUCAGAGGAAGCCGUGAAGUGUACGACCUGUAAAUGGGUUUGUGUAAGUUUUAGCUCUUUAUAGCUCGACAGUGACCAGAAAACCACUCAAAUAGCUUCAAAAUGCAUUUUUCAGCAAAAUCUCCAGGCCAUGCAGUGAAGCACGAAAGAAAUAUUGGACACACCAUUGAGUUGUUUAUCAAAGGGCACACAAUUUCACUUUUCAGCAUUUCGAACAUUGUUUCUGUCUGAAGCACUUUACUAGGCCAUGAGUGAAAAACAAAAGGAAUUUUAUGAUUCCCUGGUUAAUUUGAAAGAAAAAUACUCAAUCUUAAACUGGUGGUGAUUGUUUAUCUUUCCUCCUAAACAAGGUCACAAAAUGAGCAGUCUUAAUCUUGUUUUGAAAUGAACAGGGUAGGAAUAAAAUGGACAGUUUAUAUACAGCAUCUUAAAGAUGGUAAAGAUUUAAAGGCGUCUGUAGCACCUCCCUACCCAGGUGUCCAUUAGAGCACCCCCCUCCCCAAGGUUCUUCCUUUCAAAGGUGUUAUACAUGAUUGAGCGGCACUGCAUUUGAAGCAUGCAUCAAUUAGGAAUUUUUUUUCUACUCCAGCUGCAACAAUGUAAAGGACUACAAGAAAAGGUGAAAGCUGUUGCAUUUACAGAUUCUGUGCACAGUCUGGUACACCAAAAGGCAAACAGGAAGUUUAUCAAGUGGAUGAGAAAGGUCAGAACAACAGAUAAAGUGCAUUUUAUUUGUGACUCUUUAGUUCAAAAUUCCUUUUUGUGAAUGUAAAAGGUAGUAACUUGUGAAAGUACUACAUAGGUUUCUUUUGAAUGAUUAUACCAUUGGCCAUGUUAAGGAUAAUGAUUAUUUUGAGACUCUAGGUUAUGUUGUAAAAAGUUUUAGGUAAGUAAUAGUAACAUCACCAUGAUCUUUAUAUAAGGUUUGGUUAUUUUUCCAGGUUUAGUCAUGUGUAUGUGUUACGAAACAGUUAGGAGAGCAUGAUUGAAGUUUCUUAGGGGUUUGCUUAAUUUACCACUAAGAGAUAUAGAGUAUAUUUUAUGGCGACGCAGAGAUACGAAAUUUCUCUUCAAAUGUUGAACAAUAGGCAAACGGGGGAAAUAUUUGUCAACACAAGAUGAGAAUUUUCCUAUCUCCAAGCGGCCAUAUGUGAUGUUAUAUUUAUUAUUAUAAACACCAUUAAAAUACCAAAAUUUGAUUUUUAUGAGUUGAACAAAUGGAGAAUAUUCAAUUGUUAGCUUACCACUUUCUACUUGUUUUUUAUUUUUUUUUUCCUCUUGUUUAAAUAAGAUUGACAGGAAGCUUCACAUUUUACUCAUUCAACUCAAAAUAGAAGGUUUUGAAUUCUUUUUUUGGCUUGACCUAGUCACUCAAAAUGUCAUUGGAACAGUGAAUUGCACCAUGUGAUUCAUCCUAGAUAUUAUUGUCCUAUUUACUAUGCAGAAUUCUUGUAACUGGGUGUCUUCUGAUCGUCCUUUGGAUACUCCUAUUCAGUCCUUGUAUAAAGGAGCAGAUUGUGAUUUGGUGUCAGCUGGUAAGAUUUGAUCAGAAUGCUUUUGCAAAAACUAUUUCAUAAAUAAAUAAAUUAAGUGUUUAUUAAUAAACAAAUAAGUCGACUAAUCAAUGAACAAACAAGUGAAAACUAAGACGUUUAUUUAGUAAGGGUACCACUUUAAACUUAAACACUGACAAACUUGCUGGCCUCCCCUAGAUUACAAUAGAAACUAGAUUUCAGGUAUAUUGGCAAUAGUAUCCCCCAUACUCCUACAUGAGUUAUUGCGAUAAAACUUUGUACACCAAAAGAAAUCAAAUGGAGUAGAAAACGCCAGUACAAGGAGGAGUAGGAGUAAAAAGAAAGCCAGCAAAAAAAAAAAGAAAGAAAGAAAAGUACAUUUUAAAAAAUGAAUGAAUGAAUGAUUGAAUGAAUAAGUGAAAGAAUAAAUAAAAAGUUGAAUAAACAAAAGGAUUAGUGAUUACAUGUCAAAUUAAUAUUUUACCCAUAUCCUAUAGGAGAUGGUAAAACCUUUUUAAUUUUCUUGAUAAUUUAAUAGUCAAUAAUAGCCUGUUCAUACUAUGCUUAAUGUGCUUGUUUGUAAGUUAGGGUACAGGCUUGGACUUGAAUGAUCAUAUUGUGAUUUCUAUCUCACUCUCUUUCCAGGCACAGUAAGGCAUGAGCUCACUUCACAUUUUGCUUUUGAUUCGGUCUUCAAGUUCUUUGACGAGAAGAUAAAAUUAGCCGCAAAUACUGGGUCAGAUGUCUCAGAAGAUAGUGAACAAGAGGGAGAUGCCAGCUCACAGAAUAAUAUGGACUCUGCUGAAGAUCCAGAAAAACCUUCUGCUAACAACAUGGAUGCUUCUGUAGAUCCUGAUGAAAAACCAUCAGAAAACAAGAAGGAUUCCGGUGCCGAUGACGUAGAUGCCAACUCCCAGACCAAGGGGGACAACCCUCAGAGUCAACCUGAUGACUCUCAAAUGGAGACUGACAUCUAAGCAAUAAGCAAUAGUUGAUUUCUCACGAAAAUAGUAUAUAAAGUUAACUUAUUACUUCACAGACAGGUCAGCUCUCCUGGUCAGAUUGUUUCAGGGUACAUCAGGGCACGGUAUGAACUGCAAACUGAGAAAGAGAAAGGUGAAGGAUAGGAUCCGUUUGGGUGGGGUCAUGUUGGAGGCUACUAACAGCUUUUCCCCCAGAAGUUUAAGAUAAAAAUCUUUCCCAGUACAAACCCCUUUUCAUCUGCCACGACCCUCCAGGCAUUUAGCAAUAAAUUUAUCAGAGGCAACUAAGGUAAAGAUUGAAGUAAUAGUGUACUCAACAUGCAUGUAAAAAGGUAUUGCUGAAUGUUAUACAUGUACACUACUAUUUCUCCAUUUCUAAUAAUCUCUAGUUGAAGAGUUCACACGAAAACGCUCACUAUUGUGGGCUUAUGUCCCCUUCUAUUUGGAGGGGACAUUUUUUUUUUAUUGGGGGCAUGAGAUUUUGUUUCAAACAUGUAAGACCAAAAAACAUAGUAAAUCAGUUAGUCAUUAAGUGAAGUUUUACCUAAGAGUAGAUUUUCUUAAAAGCUGUAUUAACAGACUGUUUUUCAAAGAAUGAUUAUAUACUGGUACUCAGUUCAAAAUAGAAAAAUGCCAAUAAAAUUAUUUAUUAUUAUGUCAGAUUAUGACCUCAUCCUCCACAUCUGUUGUGUUAGCCACUAAAAUUUUAAUAUUACAAAGCCUUCACACAUGUUAAGUGACAGUGGGUCGAUAGUGGGUUUUAUGACUUCUUCUUCAGAAAAAAAAGGAAGCAAAAUAAAACUAUUGAGACUGUUGUUGCUCAAGUCUUAAUAGUUGUAUUUUCUCUCAGUUUUCAAAAAUUAAAUGAUGCAAUCUGUACCAUAACUAAAAAUAGAAAUCAUUUUAUUGAACAACAUGCCUAGAAAAAGAAAAUUUUCUCAACAAAAGUGGAAAGAAUAACCACCAUUCAGUGGAAAAUCAGA